AGUGGAUAGUGUUCGCCGGAGCCUUCAAAUAUCUUCUUCCCUCUUCAGGAAGAGAAGGGGAGGAAGGAAGAAUCCCGACGACGGCGCGCCUCAUAUUCAUCCGACCCAACCAUUCAUGGCGGCAACCCUCCAAUUCUCGUUGAUACCUGUCCGUUUCGCUUCUCUGUGAAUCCCAGAUGGCUUCCCUCGGGACCACCCUCCUCCCUCUCUCGCUCUCGCGCUCGCGCUCCGACCCCUCGCCGUCGUUCUGCUUCGGAUUCAGUUUUUCCCUUGCUCUCCGUAAGGCUGUCGAGCGAGAAUGCUGCGCGCGGUGCCGGAGGAGGCCCCUCUCAUCAAGGGUUAGGGCCGUAGUUACACAAGGAAUUCCGGUUGCUCGCACGGUGAAAGCCAAUGGGCGGGAGAGGAUAAGCGACGAGCAUGAUGACAUUUCAAUUCUACACGAGAAGAUCCGCCGGGAAAGCUCGGGCAAACGUGAGGGCCCCCAGACGACGAUGGCCUCUGCGGAGGCCGAUAAGUACAUUCAGAUGGUGAAGAUGCAGCAGCAGCGGGGGUUGCGCAAGUUGAAAGGGGAGAAGGAGGGGGCUGGUGAAGGUUUCAGCUACAAGGUCGAUCCUUACACUCUCAGGCCGGGCGACUAUGUUGUUCACAAGAAGGUUGGAAUCGGGCGGUUCGUUGGAACACGGUUCGACGUUAGGAAAGGCUCCACGGAGCCGGUCGAGUGCGUCUUCAUCGAGUAUGCGGACGGAAUGGCGAAACUUCCUGUCAAACAAGCUGCUCGGAUGCUCUACCGAUAUAGCCUCCCCAAUGAGACAAAAAAACCACGGGCGUUGAGCAAAUUAAGUGACCCUAGUGCCUGGGAAAAGAGAAGGAUAAAGGGAAAGUUCGCUGUCCAGAAAAUGAUUGUUGAUUUGAUGGAGCUGUAUCUGCACAGGCUCAAGCAAAAAAGACCACCAUAUCCUAAAACUCCUGCACUGGAUGAAUUUGCUGCUCAGUUUCCAUAUAAACCUACUCCAGAUCAAGAACAGGCCUUUCUUGAUGUUUACAAAGACUUGACAGAGAGAGAGACUCCAAUGGACAGAUUGAUUUGUGGGGAUGUUGGAUUUGGUAAAACUGAAGUUGCUCUUAGGGCUAUAUUCUGCAUCAUUGCAGCAGGAAAGCAGGCCAUGGUUCUAGCACCAACAAUUGUACUCGCUAAGCAACACUAUGAAGUUAUUUCUGAACGCUUUGCUCGGUAUCCUGAUAUUAAGGUCGGACUUCUAAGCAGGUUCCAGACAAAAGCCGAAAAAGAGGAGUAUCUUGCAAUGAUUAGACAAGGCCUGCUGGACAUCGUUGUUGGAACACAUGCCCUUCUUGGAACUCGUGUGGUUUAUAACAAUCUUGGCCUUCUUGUUGUUGAUGAGGAACAGAGAUUUGGUGUGAAGCAAAAGGAGAGAAUAGCUUCAUUCAAGACAUCAGUAGAUGUUCUUACUCUUUCUGCAACACCUAUACCACGGACACUUUACUUGGCAUUGACAGGGUUUCGUGAUGCAAGUUUAAUUGCGACUCCUCCUCCGGAAAGAGUUCCAAUAAAAACUCAUCUUUCACCAUUUAGUGAGGAAAAGGUUCUUUCAGCAAUCAACUUUGAGCUUGCUCGUGGUGGUCAAGUUUUCUAUGUUUUGCCACGAAUUAAGGGACUUGAGGAUGUGGUAGAUUUUCUUGAGCAAUCAUUUCCAGAUGUUCCAAUAGCAAUUGCCCAUGGCAAACAAUACUCUAAGCUACUAGAAGAUACAAUGGAAAAGUUUGCACUCGGGGAGACAAAAAUUCUUGUUUGCACAAAUAUAGUUGAAAGCGGUCUUGACAUCCAAAAUGCCAAUACAAUUAUUGUUCAAGACGUUCACAAGUUUGGACUUGCACAACUAUAUCAGCUUCGUGGAAGAGUUGGAAGAGCAGACAAAGAAGCACAUGCAUAUUUAUUUUAUCCUGAUAAAGCAACACUAUCGGAUCAAGCAUUGGAGAGACUUGCAGCUCUUGAAGAAUGCCGUGAUCUUGGUCAAGGUUUUAAUCUUGCAGAGAGAGACAUGGCAAUCAGAGGGUUUGGAAAUAUUUUUGGUGAACAACAGACUGGCGAUGUUGGAAAUGUUGGCAUAGAUCUCUUCUUUGAGAUGCUGUUUGAGAGCUUGUCCAAGGUUGAUGAACAUCGAUUAGUUCCAGUUAAUUACAAAAACGUCCAGCUUGAUAUAGACAUAAGGCCCCAGCUUUCAUCAGAAUAUAUUAAUCGUCUAGAGAAUCCUGUCGAGUUAAUAAAUGAAGCUGAGAAAGCUGCUGGAAAAGAUAUUUGGAGUCUGAUGCAAUUUACUGAACAGUUGCGCCGUCAAUAUGGGAAAGAACCUCGUUCAAUGGAGAUACUUUUGAAGAAGCUUUAUGUAAGAAGGAUGGCUGCAGACCUUGGUAUCAGUAAGAUAUAUACCUUUGGAAAGGUGGUUGGUAUGAGAACAAGCAUGAGUAAAAGGGUUUUCAGGCUUAUAGUAGAGUCUAUGCCUACAGAUAUUUUCCGGAAUUCUCUGGUAUUUGAAGAUAACCAAAUAAAGGCAGAAUUGCUUCUUGAGCUACCAAGUGAACAACUUCUGAAUUGGAUCUUUCAAUGCUUGGCUGAGUUCUAUGAUGCCAUGCCGGCUCUCAUUAAAUGUUAAUUGCUUUUGGUGGGACAGUGUCCACAACUUCUUUUGCUCUGCUGAUUAGUCUAUCUGUCCAAGAUAAAUAUCUUCUUUUAAAACAAAAGGUCCAAGUUGGAAGGCUAGCAAGCUUUCAUUUUGGAGUUCGGGCAUACCAUGGGGAGCUACUUCUAUUUGCUCUAUAGUCUGAUGAUGGAAGUCGCAUCUCAAGGAUCCAGUAACAUUCUGCUUCAGGGUUGCAAAAUCUGUGUAAAUCAUCUCUGGAAGCAGUUUCAAUAUCUAUUCAUAUACACUGUAUUGAUUCUGUACAAAAAUACUGAUGCAAAGUUCUCGGCUGCUAGAUCUUCAGAACCACCUUUCGGAAAAGUGGAAGGUCAGGCUUGAUAAUCUGACAAGGUUUAAAAUCAGCAUGGUGGCUGCUACCCAUAUGUCAUACUCAAAACUGCGAUCCAUGAAUAAGCACUUCAAGCUCUUACUUCGGUUCUUUGGAUGGCAUUCAAUUACUUGAUUAUAUGAAUAUGACAAUAGUCAAAGGUUUGCAGGUCCGGCACUAAGUUUUGGAAGAUAGCAUAGGUGAUGCUUGUGAACCAACCAAUUUGAUGAAAGAUUGUGGGCCCAAAGAAUAGUCUGCUAAUUGCAGAUUCACUUAUUGUAACAAAAAAAUUUUGGUAUGUCCAUGUACAUUUUUGACGCUGCUCCAUUAGUUCUAGAUAGUAAAGUUCCAAAGUA
Nymphaea colorata (pocket water lily) is the source of this 3380-nucleotide messenger RNA. RefSeq names its product ATP-dependent DNA helicase At3g02060, chloroplastic. The transcript has 15 exons. The record is from RefSeq and is a predicted model, not a curated record. The coding region runs from base 177 to 2669 and encodes 830 amino acids. NCBI's taxonomy places the organism in Eukaryota, Viridiplantae, Streptophyta, Magnoliopsida, Nymphaeales, Nymphaeaceae. Gene Ontology annotation, molecular function: ATP binding; nucleic acid binding.